CUAAUAUUAUGUUAUGAUGUCACGUUGAAGGAACCGGUACAAUAAUGCUUGUAUGAAUCAUUAUCACAAUAUAGUAUUUCAACGUUACUGUACUAUUUAACAAGUCUAAAAAUUUGUUAAUUGUUUUGAAUCUAUAUAAGAAAUGGGUGAUUUCGUAGAAUUUGUAUUAGGGCCUGCGAAUAAGAAGCAAUUUGAUGAAAUCAACACGCAAACUUUAGUAUUUUAUGUGAAGGGGGAACAAAUUGCCUCAAUAGCACUAUCUGAAGAACCUGGCGAUCAACGACAAUAUAAUGUUGUCCUGGGAGAUGAUCAGUGCUCAAUUAAUGAAUAUGACGAAUGUGUCUCUACUGCGGUUAUACCAAAUAUCUUAUCUAAAAAUAAAUAUCAAAGAUACUGGAUAUCUUGGUAUGGUCAUGUAAUUAAAUUUGGACAAAACAAAGAUGGAAAACCAAUUCUAGCAAAAGAAAUUGAUAAAGAAUGCCAUCUAAACUGCAUAACAUUCUUUCACUGGGAAGGUUUAAAUGAAAAAGAUCAACUACAUUGGAAAUGUCUAUUACCUCAAGAUAUUCCAAGUAUUCAACUAAAGCAGUUUGAAGAAGGUAACGCAGAGUGGGUUAAAGCCGAAGAACAGUUGCCAGACAACGCUGUGAUUGGUGGAUUUGAAAAUGAAGUAUUGUAUAUUGUGAGGUCCAAACACCGAGGUUCAUUGACCCCUGGGAAAUUUGUACCUUCUGAAGGUAUCGGUUACAUUUCCUGGGGAGGAGAAGCACAUCCGAAAGCUGGAGAAAAUCUAGAAAUUCUUUGUGGGUACAAUUUCGUUUGGUCUAAAACCUAUGGGAACAGGAUACCGUCGGGGGCCAUAGAAGGAGGUCAUUCGGAAGUGAAUCAUGAAAGUUUAUAUGUUGGUCGUGUAGAACACGAGGGAUGUCUCAUACCAGGCAAAGUACAGCCUUCACACAAAGUCUGUUACUUCUCAUUUGACGGCCGAGAAGUACCGAGCAGGGAAUAUGAGAUCUUAUUGCGUCCCUGACCAAGAAACGUCCUUUGGAUAAAGAAAAAUCAGUGAUUUAAGACACUUUGUUAUUUGAAUCAAUAAGUGAGAACAGAAACGAAAUUUGGAGAUAUUAUUUACUUCAUAUUUUCCAUUUUAACAAUAAAAUAUUGUUUGUUUGGUGAUUGUGAUGUAGUAUUAAAAUAUGUUUUUUUUAAUAAUAUUGUGAUUGAUGGAAUGUGAUAAAGUUAUUAAUUGAAUUAGUGACUAAAUAUAUAUUAAUUUAUUAUAUUAUCUGUGGAACAACAAACAUGUGUAACAUAUAUGUAAUGGAAAUUAUAAAACUUGUUUCAUUGUCAAUAAGAUUAAUGUAAUAUUUAUUGUUUGUUAUAGUGUUAUCAUUGUAUACUCUGUUAAAUAAUUUAAAACUGUAUUUAAUUAAAGAUAUAUUUGUACUUA
Molecule: messenger RNA, 1450 nt
Organism: Danaus plexippus (monarch butterfly)
Lineage: Eukaryota; Metazoa; Arthropoda; Insecta; Lepidoptera; Nymphalidae
Exons: 5
Coding region: 143-1030 (295 amino acids)
Source: RefSeq, a predicted model, not a curated record